CUUUGUACAUGAUCUGCUUUGAUGCGGGUACGCAUCCUUUCCCUUCUCCCCCCUUUCUCCUCCUUCAUCUGUCCUCAUCGCAACCUUUAUCUCUGCGCGCCGCGCAUUUUAUCCGAGCACCAAGCAGAAAGCAGCAGCAGCAGCAGCAGCAGCAGACAAUUAUCCACACACAGAGAACAUUGUGCCGAGGACGCUCCGGUCAGUGACAUCUGAGAGAAAGAGAGAGGCAGACAGAGAGGGGGAGAGAGAGCGAUUCUACUUGGCACACAGCGCCCCUGUGGCAGAGAGACUUUGACUGACUGGCUGUCUGACGGAGGAUUCUGGAGGACAACGCAGCUCUUCUAAUCCUUUUCACACCUUUUUCUGCGUCUCGUCUGUCAUCUCGGAGACCUCUGAUGGUUUUCUAGCGUCUCUUCACAGCUUCUUGCCACCUUAGCAUCGGAUUCUGCUUGUUACCCCGCACCUUUCUUCCCCUCUCUUCUCCUUGACUGGCCGAACCGGGGCUGAUCCCAGCCAACCCGGGCCGGGCCGUGGGGCUUUUCGGCGAGCCUUGUAGCUGAGAGUUGGGACACCCGAGAUGUGCGCUUCGGGACCAGGGAUCUGGGCUCUCCCCUCGGCGUGGGGAACCUCGGGCUCGUGGCAGUGCUUCUGGUGGUGGGUCGUGGCGGUCGGGGUGACGGUGGGCUCGGGGGACCCGUGGAUGUCCGCGGAGGCAUGCCCCUCGACUUGCUCCUGCAGCAGCACCAGGAUCUCCUGCGUGGACCCGGAGCGAGGGAUCAGCGCGUUCCCCGUACUGCAGAGCGAGGCGGAGAUGGAGAACAUCACCGACAUCUACAUUGCAAACCAGAGCAGCUUCUCCUCCAUUAAUGACAAAGACCUGCAUUACUACAAGAACCUCAGGAACCUUACGGUGACCAACAGCAGGCUGACAUACGUAUCAAAACUGGCAUUUCAGAGCAACUUAAGGCUACAGUAUCUGAAUUUGAAAGACAACAACCUGUCAUCCCUCUCCUGGAGGAUAUUCAAGCACCUCAACAUCUCAUAUCUAAUCUUGUCAGGGAACCCUCUACACUGCUCCUGUGAGAACAUGUGGAUCAAGCUGUGGUUAGGAGAGGAAGCAGACACUCAGGAGCUGCGCUGCAUCGAGGAUGGAGGAGCACGCAAGCCACUGUCAAGACUGAGACUACCGAAAUGUGAGGUUCCAAUGGCAACCCUGAGCCCAUCCAAAGUGACCAAAAUGGAAAAGGACAAUGUUGAGCUCUUCUGUACAACAUCGGGCAUGCCCUCACCUGAGUUGAUCUGGGACAUGGCACUUGUCACAAACUACGUGAUUGAGACGUCUGGCCAGAUUUCGGUGCUGCGGCUCUCAAACUUGUCAUCAAUGGACCACAACAAGAAGAUCAGCUGCACGGCUGAAAAUAUUGUUGGAGAGAGAGAGUCCUCUUUGCUGCUGGAUAUACUUUUUGCACCCCAAAUCACAAAACUGAGUGACGCCAUCGCAGACCAUCACUGGUGCAUACCCUUCAGUGUAGCAGCAAACCCAGAACCACAAAUCAAGUGGUACCGGGACAAUGUGGAAGUGACAGAGGGGGAGUACAUUAUGACAAUGAUCCACGACAUCACAGAGAGAGAAUACCACGGCUGCCUCCAGCUGGACAAUCCCACACACAUCAACAAUGGUCUUUAUCGCCUAGAGGUUAAAAAUAAAUAUGGCUCAGACGAAAAGGAGAUCACAGCUCACUUUAUGCGCAGGCCGGACGAUGAAAAUGAACCUUCCUACUAUGUUCCUGACGAUGUAACCCCAGAAAAUCCUACUCUAGACCCACCUGAGGACAGAGUUGCUGUAUACGUAGUCGUGGGAAUUGCUGCUGUAGCCUUCACUGGUUUCUUGCUGAUGCUGGUUAUCCUAAAGUUUGGAGGAAAUUCCAAGUUUGGCAUCAAAGGACCGUCUUCAGUGAUCAGCAAUGAUGACGACUCAGCUUCUCCUCUUCAUCAUGUCUCCAAUGGCAGCAACACUCCUUCUUCCUCAGAAAUGGGUCCUGAUGCUGUCAUCAUUGGCAUGACCAAGAUCCCUGUGAUAGAAAACCCUCAGUAUUUUAGGAGCACCAACAGCCUGCUGAAGACUGACACUUUUGUCCAGCACAUUAAGCGACACAACAUCGUGCUGAAGAGAGAACUGGGAGAAGGAGCUUUUGGAAAAGUUUUCCUGGCUGAGUGCUACAACCUUUCACCUGACCAGGAAAAGAUACUCGUUGCUGUCAAGACACUGAAAGAGGCCAGUGAAAAUGCCAGGAAGGAUUUCCACCGAGAGGCCGAGCUGCUGACCAACCUGCAGCAUGAGCACAUCGUCACGUUCUACGGUGUUUGUGUGGAGAGCGACCCUCUCAUCAUGGUGUUUGAGUACAUGAAACACGGAGACCUGAACAAGUUCCUCAGGGCUCACGGACCAGAUGCAGUUCUGAUGGCGGAAGGCCAGACCACCAGACCCGUGGAGCUGACCCAGUCUCAAAUGCUCCAUAUUGCCCAACAGAUAGCAUCUGGCAUGGUCUACCUGGCAUCACAGCACUUUGUGCACCGCGACUUGGCCACCAGGAACUGUCUGGUGGGUGAGAACCUGCUGGUUAAGAUCGGAGAUUUUGGCAUGUCCAGAGAUGUUUACAGCACGGACUACUACAGGGUAGGUGUCGGAGGUCAUACCAUGCUGCCAAUCCGCUGGAUGCCCCCUGAAAGCAUCAUGUACAGGAAGUUCACCACAGAAAGCGAUGUUUGGAGUCUAGGAGUCGUUCUUUGGGAGAUCUUCACCUACGGGAAGCAGCCUUGGUACCAGCUCUCCAAUAAUGAGGUGAUCGAGUGUAUAACUCAAGGUCGGGUGUUGCAGCGUCCAAGAACCUGCCCCAAAGAGGUGUAUGACCUGAUGCUGGGCUGCUGGCAAAGAGAACCGCACAUGAGACUCAACAUUAAAGAAAUCCAUGGCCUACUCCUUAAUCUGGCCAAGGCCUCACCUGUUUAUCUGGAUAUACUGGGCUGAACAAGAGGAGGAUGAAACGCAGUGUGUGUGCAAGCUGUGUGUGGGGAUAUAUUUAAAUGUAUAUGUGCAUUUAAAUUUUGCAUGCAUGUGUAUGUGAGUCAAAGUGGGCAUUGGGACACUUCCGACUGAAGCGUUUGAUGCUCAUGCAGGUGGGGGUGUGUGUGCGUGUGUAUGUGUAUGCAGAAUGUGUAACUGUACAGGACGUGAAGCUCACUUUAUGGCAAUCAAAAAAUAUUCCUUCAACUCCUCCCUUGAUCACCUCUUUCCCACCGACCAACUUCUUCACCUGUGUGCAAUCCAAUUUGUUCUGCUUCUUCACCAAGGAGACUUUUAUCAGGAGUGAUUUAACUUUCAAGCUUCUCACUUCUUCUCAGAUGCUUUAAACUCGCUGGGGCUUAACUGAUAAAAUAACAAACAAACAAACUGAUGAAUAAGACUUGAAAUUAAUUGACUUAUCCCUUUGCUGCCUGUAAGACAACAGGCCAUGUUUGAACAUCUGGGAAACUCAAGGCGGAGCAGUAAGAGAAGGAGGAGGAAUUUCUGGAAGCUCCGACCAUUUUUCUUGUAAAUAGGAGACUGAUGGGACACUUCCGGAGAAACGGCUCUGCGAGAUGCCGUGCCGUUAAGACACUGUGUUAUCCUCUUUCGCCCUGUCUGUCUUUUUUUCUGUCUCCCUCUCUAAAAUGAGGAUUACAGUCAGCAGUCAACCAGCAGGACUACAAACGCAACGAUUGAGACAUCAGUACGCAUGUGGGAAAUUGAGCGUGACACAACAAUGGCCAGAAAGGGAAAGAAAAGUAAACACAAUCUCCUUCCUUGCCUGUCUAUUGAAAUUAAGAGGUGUGUUGAGGAGAUCAUUUCUGGAUGGCCAAUAUUGCUGAUGCACAAAACAAUCGGUGACAACACAGAUGCAACCGACUACUGUGGUGAAAAGAGAUUUCAGACAUCAUGCUGAGGUACUCACUUUCAUGGGUUUGCAUUUUACAACUGUUAUCUGUUGCAUUUUACUUUCCUCAGGCCUGAGAUGCAAAGUCAUACAGAGCAGAGUAAUACGAUAACUACUCCACCCCAAACCUCCAAAGCGACAGAUGCUCCACUUGUGAUGUCAAGCGUUUGUGUCGGAGGUCAAUUGAUUCAUUUGUCCGCAGCUGUCCGACAAUCGCAAAAUCACAGUGUUGGGGGAGAUUGGGGGUUGGUGUGUGGAGGGUUGGGUAGCGUAAAGGCUGCUGAGGGAGUUUGGGUAUCGAGUGGUCAGACCAUGGUCAAAUGUGUGGGUGACUGCAUUGUAGAAGGUGUGGUUCAUCUGGUCAACCCCUAUUAAAUCUUCAAAGCUCUCAGCACUCAGACAUUCUUGAAAACCACAUCUGCGUAAGAGGGGGUGCGCACGAGAGCACACUCACACAUCUAUGGUAUACCUCAUCCCGUCAUCCCUGCAUCCCCACACACCCACCCACCCCCACUCACUGAAAGACACUCAAAACGGCCGAGAAGGAAAUUGAAUUGUACAUGUUUUAUUAUUUGAGCGGUGCAGUGCUUUAGCCGGGCCCCGUCCCCUGUAAUGGUGUAAUGUAUAUUUCAUUACAGCUAAUGGGCUCCAUUAGCACAGUCUCCUCACAGACAUUCAAGACUUAUUGUUUUAUGGCCGAGAAGAAGGGAUGGAGGGAUGGAAAGGUGAAGGAGAAGAAAACAGUUAGGCUCGCCGGAUUUAGGAGCGGCGACGCGUAGGAAUACGGGCAGAUGUAUUAAUGCGUCCUGGAAAGCAAUUGAGUGGACUACAGAGGGGAAGCAGGGAAGUAAAAAGAAAGGGACUGGAGACAGACUUGGCAGGAUGAAGGAGGGAGAGAAGUGAGAAUCUCCUCUGGGAAAAAAAAGAAGUGUGAACAUCCAUCAUUACUAUGGCCAGCAGAUGUUCUGUAAGCCACAACUUCAACUUUACGCUCCCUUCACAUUCCUACAGCUGCCUUCAACCACAGACAGUACACACAGCCACACACUUGAAUGCAGGCCAGGGUUUCUGCAGGGUCUUAAAACGUUAUAAAGUCUUAAAUGUAUUAGUCCUAAAAUUUCUUUAAUGAAGUCAGAUUUUCCAUAGGUCUUAAAUUAAACACUGUUUUGUCUUAAAUGUAAACCUUCAUUCAUUUAUUGUUUCCUUAACUUUCAUCAGCUUCUUUUAUCAUGUGGAAAUGUGUAAUGUAUUUGUGAUUGGUUGUCUAGACUGUGUUAUUAUGCCAUAAUAAAACUUCAAACCCUAUAAUGCAGGACAGCAAUAAGCCCUAUGGCAAGGAAUUUGUCCUCAGACAUUCAGCCUUCCUCCUAAACCUGCGGCAGUUUUAUGCUUGUGAAAUUUACCUUUGAACUUAUAAUUUUAUAUUUAGAUAAUUAAAUGCAACUGAUUUAUUUUUGUUUGUUAGUAUAUCUGUAGUAGUACCAAGUUAUAUACUUGAUAUUUAAGAAAGAAAUACAAAGCAAAAUCAUUGCAUAAAGAGAAAAGAAAGAAAGAAAAUAAAACAAAUAAACCAAACCUAAAGCAUAAUAAAAUGACUUGAUAAACCUGUUUACUGUCAAGGUUUUAAAUUAUGUACCCUGAAUAGCAACUCAGAAAUGAUCUUGGCCCAAAUAUUUCCAUACUUUUAAGACCAAUAACAAGAUUUUAAAAUCUAUUCUUUUACAAACUGGGAACCAGUGCAAUGACUUGUGAUUUUGUGUGAUGUAUUAAAUGUUCCUCUGUUGGUCAGGAUUGUUGCCUCAUUUUUAAUGAGCUGCCACUGACUAAUUUUUUAACAGAGACCAGUAGUGACAAUUAAAGUUACCCAGUGUGUUAAAAUGUAGAUCCGAGUCAUUAAUGAUGCUUAGGUUUGUUGUACGCUCUAUGAUCUUUAGCCGAUACUCUAGUUAAUUGUUGACCACUAAUCUUUUAUUUUUGGGACCAACAGCCAAUUUACUGAUUUGCUUUAAUAUAGAUACAAUUCUGACUACCACUCAUUAAAAUUAUGGACACACUGGCUUUAAGCUUAUGAUGAAAUGUGGUGAUAUGAUGAGACACAAAGCUGUGUGUCAUCAGCAAACAUUAUGGUAAAAACAAUGUUUGAUUAGUUUACAAUCUGAAUCAGGAAUGGGAAGGAAGUAGAAAAGUGGCCUAAGAAUAGAACCUUAAUGAACUCCACUUGUCCACUUGUGAUCUUUGAUUGCAGAUUUAUAAUUAACAAAUGAAACAAAGUCAUCACAGUCUGGUGAGUAACAUCUGAACCAAUCUAGGAAAGUACCAGACACACCCGCCUACUUUACUAGUGGAUCAGUAAUGUUUGGAUCAGCUGUGUUAAGAUCCAGUAAAACAACAAACAAACGUCAGGCACAUUGACAUUUAAAAGCUUCACUAAUGUUCUCUCAUUGCUGAGGUGUGAUCAAAAACUGGACUGGUAUGAAUUAAAGAGAUUGUUUUAGUUUUAUCAACAAUGAACUAAUUUGUUGCUGCUUGCCAAAAAGUCGUUAGGCCAGAAACAGAACUGUAGUUACUUUUUUAUUGAAGCAUCCACACUCAGCCUUAUAAAAAUUGGUUUGAUAUCUGAAGCUUUGAAAUAAUUUUUAUGAAGGUUACGGUAUGCUGUAGGAAGGUAUUUGAGGUUUAUAACAAUUGCAAAGGCACUAAGGUAAGAUACACAUUUAUGUUGACAAAUUUAGAUUUAACUUGUUUAUACUCUGAAGUACAUUCAAUAUAAGUUAGGUUGUUUUUCAUAUACAUCUUAAUUUAAAAUCAUAAAUGACUUGAAAAGGCUAAUGAAAGGUCUUGAUACUUGCAGAAAUCCUGCUGCCUCACUCCUCAUACAUAUAGUAUGUACUAACAAACUGAGAAUAAUCUGUAACGAUCUAUCACACAUCUUGUUAAAGCAGAACCACUUCACUCCUCCUACAGCUCUGCUCUGGCUUACAGACAUACUGUAAAUACAGCUCACAUGCAUGCAAGAAAACACAUGUAACGUUUGCUUUUGCAUUUUACUUGUGCAUAUUUUACUCUUUACACACAUAUUUAAAAGUCAUUACCAAUGCGAUUUCACUUACGGUCAUUUUGAUUUGAUGUAGAGAUUUCAUUUGGAAUAGUAGGUCUUUAUUUGUUAUUUAACUGCAGCACUUGAUGGUAUUGAUGUUUGUGGAUUUGAUUUCCUGUUAUCUAAUUUAUAAACUUGUAAACCUUUUUGUACGUUUCUUUCUAUUUUUAGGGUUGCCUUUUUUGCAACUGCAAACUGAAUUUGAAUUUAAUGAUUAUGUUUACACAAAUGUGUAAGAUAAUCUUGAGUGUGUGGGUAUUUUUACAUCCCGUUCCUUCUUGAUAACAACCGAGCCUGUCCUCAUGGACACUGUUCACUGCAGCAGGGAUGGAUAUCUCACCACUCUGUCACAUAUGUCGAUUGAGUUUGACAUUUUGCCAAAAUUAUUCUCACCUGUCAGAAUAACUGCAAGGGUUAAUGGCUGCAGCAUUGACAGCGCAUGCUAACAGGGUUAAAAAGAAAAAAAUAAAUAAAAAAAUCCGUCCCUGCUGAAGCACACCAACCACACUCAAAACAAAACCCGACACACAAUAUCUCUGUGCAAUAACAGAGGGCAGGGUGUGUAAGCUGGAAAAAACUGUGAAAAAUAAAUACAGUGCGUACGGACACUUCUGAUGUCAAAAGAGUAGCGUACACUGAAGCAGCUCCCCAGCUCCCAGCACUGUUUCUGCACUUACCUGCUGUGUUUGUUUCUCUCGUUUUUAAUAAUAAUGAACUGCGUGACGUUGGCAGGGGUGAUGUUUUGACAGCGAGAGAUGGAGGAGAUGGGUCUGCACAGAUCGGCAGUCUUUGCACCAAUGCCUCUGAUCAGAAAAAAAAACCUGGAAAAAGUAAAAACAACAUCUGCUGUGUGAAUGGAAACCUCAGACAGAAGGGACUGACAAUCACAGACUUCUCUACGCUCUCUCUCUCUCUCUUUAUCAAGUGACCUACUGUAUAAUAGAUUAUUCAACCAAUUUUUCCUCUUCUAUGCUGCCUAUACUGUAUGUGAUAGUCUUAACCUCCGGUUCUUAGAAGUGCUACUUUUGUCCUUUUUCUUUCUUUUUUUUUUUUUUUUUUGUAAAAUAACAGCAAGAGGAAUGAACAAGAAUUUAUGUAAAAAAUGUGAAUAAGCUGCUGGAAGAAAUAAGCAUUGUUAACUGGUGUGUGCCAGACUGUGCCAGUAUUUAGACUGAACUGUUUUACUCUUUUAUGUUUGAAUCAAGGGGGUGCUAGUUGGGUAGGUGAGGCUCAGCCAAGACAAAAAAAUGACAUUCAGUGGCCCCAGGGAAGCUGUACAGCUUUUGAUUAUUCCGUUUCGGUGAGUGUGUGUAGGGGUGUGUGUGGGCGUGUGGGGGUGUGUGUAAAAAGCUGGCUGAUUUGCACCAUUCAGACUAAAUCCAAGCUCAAAUGUCAUAAGACUCAACACAGGAAGCAGAAAUUGAUUUAUUGUUGCUGUAUGCCAAUUUCAUGAUAAAUAACUGCAAACCAUCGCAUGGAAAUGUGGUUGUUUUUAUGGCAGCUAUGAUUAAUAGAAUCAGUCGUACCCUUUUUUUUAUAAAAGCUCAAAUUUGCCUUCUUUUUGCCUCGAUUUAUCAAAGCCUGGGUUUCACACUAGCAUAUCAACAACAGUACCUAGAGAAAUCUUUCCUGCCCCGUUGCCUUACUUCAAUGUAUUUUUGGCCAGACUCUGUGACUCGGGGGUGCAUUUCCAGUACAAUAUAUGUACUUCACAACUUUAGAAAUGUUUUGAUCCACAUCACAUUUAAUGCUCCCACACCCCACUCUCUUUCUCACACAACCGUGACAUCAGACUUUGAUUUAAUCGAACUGAAAUAUCAGAAAGGUCAUCUCUCAAAUUACUUUUGUGCUUGGAUGCUCUGGAGUACCUAGAAGAAUGUAAUGCAUAAAAACAGCUUCUUCUUUUUUUUUUUUGGAGAGAAAGGGGAAGAUCUAACCUGUGAUUUAAAAAUAGUCUCUUUUUCUUGUUCUAUGGUUGUCUUCUGCACUUAAAUUGUUUUGCUGAAUCCACAAAGAUAUGAAAAUGGAGGAAUGCAACUAUCAAAACACUGACGUCAAUUCUAGUUAGAGACUGCAAAUUCAAACUACUUGUAUUUUUUUGAGCAAAUGGGUAAUUAGUGCUCCCUCCCACACACACACCUACACACCAGAGAGAAGCUGGACAGAUUAUAGUGGAGUGAUGGAAAUAAUAAUAUAAUAUUUAUUCAUGAUGGUGAAGAUGAUGAUGAUGAUGAUGGUAAUGAUUAUGUGACCUUUUUUCUGAAGGUGGACCAGUCUGUUGUGAUACAAUGUAAUUAAUAAAACCUGUUAUGUCACAUCAAACAUC
Messenger RNA from Xiphophorus couchianus (Monterrey platyfish), 9397 nucleotides. RefSeq names its product neurotrophic tyrosine kinase, receptor, type 2a (gene ntrk2a). The record is from RefSeq and is a predicted model, not a curated record. Gene Ontology annotation, cellular component: signaling receptor complex; axon; plasma membrane. Gene Ontology annotation, biological process: trans-synaptic signaling by neuropeptide, modulating synaptic transmission; cellular response to brain-derived neurotrophic factor stimulus; protein phosphorylation. Bases 578 to 3028 code for a protein of 816 amino acids. The transcript has 21 exons. Gene Ontology annotation, molecular function: brain-derived neurotrophic factor binding; ATP binding; brain-derived neurotrophic factor receptor activity. Lineage: Eukaryota; Metazoa; Chordata; Actinopteri; Cyprinodontiformes; Poeciliidae.